AUGGAACAUGUUGAGCACGACCUGGAAGCCGCGACUUACUCCACGGAGGAAGAGGAGGAGAAGCACGAGCAACCCAUCAGCAACACUCUCACAUCACCUGAAGAUGGCUCCACAGCAUCAACGAGAGAGCACGUCGACAUUCCACCUAAUGUAAAUCAAAAACUGCAUUCGAAAGGCCUCGCAACAGAUAACUCUGGCUUGGUGCGAUGGAAAAGCGGCACAUCUGCCCAUCCGAGACGGUGGCCUCUAUUCCGAAAGUCCUACGACUCUGCCGUGAUCAUCUUCAUGGAGUUCAUCAUGACACUCUUCAGCAACGUCGGAAGUUCUAUCGUGCCGUACUCGAUCGAACAGCUGGGCACCUCGGAAGAGCUGGGUCUGUUCUACUUCACAACAUUAUACCUGCUGGGUCAAGCCCUCGGCGGACUCAUCUUCCCACCUCUGGCCGAGUCCUUCGGUGGACGAACAAUCUAUACUACGUGCGCGUUUGGGUUUGGGGCAUUCUGUGCGCUCGUCGGAGCUUCGCCAACCGUCCCUGCAGUGGUGGUCGGCCGCUUCGUAUCAGGUUUCGUAUCUGCCAUGCCUGCUGUGGUGGCGUGCGGUAGCAUCGAGAACAUGUGGAACAUUAAGGCGAGAAUUUGGCUGGUGCAUAUCUGGAUCGCGUCAGCUGUGCUCGCGCUGGCUUUGGCACCUGCGAUUGCGGUUGCUGUCAGUGAAUCGCCACUUGGCUGGCAAUGGCUGUUCUACAUCGCAGCCAUCCUUGGCGGCCUCAUGGGCAUCGCAUGCCUCUUCAUGCAAGAAUCUCGGCCCUCGCAACUCCUUCGCCAAAAGGUCCAGCGCGUCUCACGCACGACCGAUUUUCGCAAGCUCUCCGUCAAUCAUCAAGACUCCAAGCCAUCACUCUCCACUUUCGUCCAGGAAGGCCUCACCAUGCCUCUUCGAUUGUUCUUUACGGAGCCUAUUGUCUUCUUGACCUCCAUCAUGGCCGCGAUCGUUUACGCUGUGAUCUACCUCUUCACAGCCGCCUUACCUCAAGUCUACGAAGAAUCUUUUGGUUACACGAGACUGCAAGGGUCUUUGGUGUUUGUUUCGAUUGCCGUGGGGAUAUGCUUCACGAUUUUGCCGAGGAUAUACGAUAUUCGAGUCGCAUGUCGGAAAGAUGCGCAAGCCAUUGAGCCCGAGGACAAGUUAUUCGGCUUCUAUGUUGCUGCGCCGGUGCUGGCUGUGGGAUUAUGGUGGUUCGCUUUCUCGGUCCCUCCGCUCAAUUCUUCGGCUUCGCCCUGGGUUUCCAUUUGCUCGCUUGCACUGCUGGGAUAUAGCAUUGUCGAGUUCGACAAUGUGUUGAGCGGAUAUCUUUGCGAUACGUAUGCUUCUCGCACGGCUUCAGCGCUUGCGCCAUUAUCGUUUCUCAGAGCGACCCUUUCGGGCACGUUUCCGUUGUUUGGAAGUGCGAUGUUCCAUAAUUUGGGUGCUAACUAUGCGAUGUUCGUUCUUGCGGGCAUCGCGACGGCCUUUUGUGCGGUUGCGGUGUUGUUUGGGGUAUUUGGGAAAAGGAUACGAGAAAGCAGUCCGUUAGCUGAGAAGACGGUCGGGAUGGGUGAUUGA
This is a messenger RNA of Cercospora beticola, 1602 nucleotides long. RefSeq lists its product as uncharacterized. The record is from RefSeq and is a predicted model, not a curated record. Gene Ontology annotation, molecular function: transmembrane transporter activity. Gene Ontology annotation, cellular component: plasma membrane. Lineage: Eukaryota; Fungi; Ascomycota; Dothideomycetes; Mycosphaerellales; Mycosphaerellaceae. Gene Ontology annotation, biological process: transmembrane transport.